Messenger RNA from Rhodotorula toruloides NP11, 399 nucleotides. Its product is annotated as holo-[acyl-carrier-protein] synthase. The transcript has 2 exons. The record is from RefSeq and is a predicted model, not a curated record. Gene Ontology annotation, biological process: fatty acid biosynthetic process. Lineage: Eukaryota; Fungi; Basidiomycota; Microbotryomycetes; Sporidiobolales; Sporidiobolaceae. Gene Ontology annotation, molecular function: holo-[acyl-carrier-protein] synthase activity; magnesium ion binding. The coding region runs from base 1 to 399 and encodes 132 amino acids.
AUGAUACUCGGCAUCGGCGUCGACGUCCUCCACCUCCCUCGACUUCGCUCGCUUCUCGCCCGUCGCGACCCAACUGCACUCGCUCGCAGGAUCCUUUCACGGGAUGAGCUGCUUGAGUGGAGCGACUUGAAGAUGGACAGCGAUCUCAGCGAGCGAUACCUGGCUUUGCGGUGGACUGCCAAGGAAGCGGCAUAUAAGGCGCUAUACCCGCACGUCAAAGCGAGCUGGGGCGACUUGCGGGUCCAGAAAGACGGCCCCAAACCACUCGCCCGCUUCGCCGACGACUUCAAGCCUAGCUCCACCGCUCUUAGCGACCUGCGCCAACUUCGACUGCACCUGAGCGUCUCUCACGAUGCUGAUCUGAUGGUGGCCUACGUCGUCGCGGAAGUGCAGCCCUGA